Scatophagus argus is the source of this 5805-nucleotide messenger RNA. It is a transcript of the gene kidins220a, whose product is annotated as kinase D-interacting substrate 220a. The transcript has 31 exons. The coding region runs from base 297 to 5405 and encodes 1702 amino acids. Gene Ontology annotation, molecular function: protein binding. The record is from RefSeq and is a predicted model, not a curated record. NCBI's taxonomy places the organism in Eukaryota, Metazoa, Chordata, Actinopteri, Scatophagidae.
GAUCCUUCCACUUUAUUAGACAAAACACGGUCAAAGUCGCGGAGGGGUUCCUGACCCCGUCUGCACCUCCACUGUAACCACGGCUAGCAGGAGGUGGAGCUUUUGGCUUAACUGUGGCAGCGGCCGGGGAGCAGGUUAACGUGAAAAACACAGAAGCAAAGAAGUCACAGUAUGACGUGAAAAAAUGGCAUUGUUUGGCCACAUUCUCUGGAGUGGAAACUAAAUAUAAACGGUCACCGAGCAGCCCAGCCCAAGUAAGAGGACUUCAGUGGUGUACAGGUGGUUAUCAGUCAGCCAUGGAUACCACCACCUCCCUGAAGAUGACCUCUCUGGCCGUCCAGAGUCUGUUCGGCUACGUGGAGGAGGAGAAUCUGGCUGCCGUCAAAGCACAUUUGGACAAGUUCAGAGAUGUGGACAGCAGGAGUGAUAAUGGACAGACUCCCCUGAUGGUGGCAGCAGAGCAGGGCAAUCUGGAGAUAGUACAAGAGCUCAUUAGGAGAGGAGCCAACGUUAACUUGGACGAUGUUGACUGCUGGACGGCGUUGAUCUCGGCAGCUAAGGAGGGCCACAUUGAGGUCGUGAGGGAACUGCUUGAGAACAAUGCAAACCUGGAACACCGAGACAUGGGAGGAUGGACUGCUCUCAUGUGGGCAGCCUAUAAAGGUCGUACAGAUGUGGCCGAGCUGCUUUUGGAAAAAGGAGCUAACCCCAACAUCACUGGUCAGUACAGCGUCUACCCCAUUAUCUGGGCGGCAGGUCGAGGCCAUGCUGAGAUUGUACAUCUCCUGCUGCAGCACGGUGCCAAGGUCAACUGCUCAGACAAGUAUGGUACCACUCCUUUGAUCUGGGCAGCCAGGAAGGGCCACUAUGAGAGUGUGACUCACCUUCUUGCCAACGGUGCAGAUGUGGACCAAGAGGGCGCAAACUCAAUGACAGCUCUGAUUGUGGCGGUGAAAGGAGGCUAUACAGAGGUUGUUAAGGAGCUGCUGAAGAGGAACCCUAAUGUCAACAUGACAGACAAGGAUGGUAACACAGCACUGGCCAUUGCUGCCAAGGAAGGACACACCGAGAUCGUACAGGACCUGCUGGAUGCCAGCACCUAUGUCAAUAUCCCAGACAGGAGUGGGGAGACUGUGCUGAUUGGAGCAGUGAGAGGAGGUCAUGUGGAGAUAGUCCGAGCUCUGCUUAACAAAUACGCUGAUAUUGAUGUCAGGGGCCAGGAUGGAAAGACUGCCCUCUACUGGGCAGUGGAAAAAGGUAACGCUACCAUGGUGAGAGACAUCCUACAGUGUAACCCUGACACCGAGAGCUGCACUAAGGAAGGAGAGACUCCUCUAAUCAAAGCCACAAAAAUGAGGAACAUAGAGAUAGUGGAACUGCUGCUGGAUAAAGGAGCCAAGGUGUCUGCAUUGGACAAGAAAGGAGACACGCCCCUGCAUAUUGCCAUCCGAGGGCGAAGCCGAAAGUUGGCCGAGCUGCUGCUCAGGAACCCUAAAGAUGGCCGCCUGCUUUACCGGCCUAACAAAGCUGGAGAGACACCAUACAACAUUGACUGUACCCACCAGAAAAGCAUCCUCACACAGAUAUUUGGAGCCAAGCACCUCUCCCCCUCUGAGUCAGAUGGAGACAUGUUGGGUUAUGACCUGUAUAGUAGUGCUCUAGCAGACAUCCUUAGCGAGCCCACCAUGCAGCCACCUAUCUGUGUUGGACUGUAUGCUCAGUGGGGCAGCGGCAAGUCUUUCCUUCUUAAGAAACUGGAGGAUGAGAUGAAGACCUUUGCAGGCCAGCAGAUAGAGCCAUUGUUCCAGUUCUCAUGGCUGGUGGUCUUCCUUACCCUGCUACUGUGCGGCUCAGUGGCUGUCGUUCUGGGCUUCACUGUUGAUCCCAAGCUAGCAAUUGCUGUCUCCCUUAGCCUCCUCGCCCUGCUCUACAUCUUUUUCGUAUUGGUGUACUUUGGAAGUCGGCGUGAGAGGGAAAGCUGGAACUGGGCAUGGGUCAUCAGCACUCGCCUGGCUCGCCAGGUCGGUUACCUGGAGCUGCUGCUCAAACUGAUGUUUGUUAACCCACCCGAACUUCCUGAGCAAACCACCCGUGCACUGCCUGUCAGGUUCUUGUUUACGGAUUAUAAUCGUCUGUCCAGUGUUGGAGGGGAGACCUCCAUGGCUGAGAUGAUUGCCACACUCUCGGAUGCCUGUGAGAGGGAGUUCGGCUUCAUGGCCGCCAGGCUCUUCAGAGUUUUCAAGAACGAUGAGGUCCAAGGUAAAAAGUGGAAGAAAACAUGUUGUGUUCCCUCCUUCAUCUUGUUUGCCUUGACACUGGGAUGCCUGAUCACUGGUAUGGCCUUGUUGGCCAUCUUUAAGGUGGACCCUGAGAACUUGACCGUAAAUGCAGUGUUGAUUGCCAUGGCGAGUGUGGUGGGUCUGGCCUUACUGCUCAACUGCAGGACUUGGUGGCAGGUGGCUGAUUCUGUCCUUAACUCUCAGAGGAAACGGCUGCACGGUGCUGCCAACAACUUGCAUAAACUCAAGAGUGAGGGAUUUAUGAAGGUCCUAAAGCAUGAAGUGGAGCUAAUAUCAAAAAUGGCCAAAACCAUUGAUGGCUUUACCCAGAACCAGACACGCAUGGCUGUCAUCAUUGAUGGACUGGAUGCCUGUGAACAGGACAAAGUGCUGCAGAUGCUGGACACGGUGAGGGUUCUCUUCUCCAAAGGCCCUUUUAUUUCCAUCUUUGCCAGUGACCCGCAUAUUAUCAUCAAGGCUAUCAACCAAAACCUCAAUAGUGUGCUUAGAGACUCCAACAUCAACGGACAUGACUAUAUGAGGAACAUCGUUCACCUGCCAGUGUUCCUCAACAGCAGAGGACUCAGUACGGCCAAGAAGCUCUGCAUGGUAACCCCUACCAAUGGAGAGGCACUGCCCGCUGAGGGAUGGCCUGAAGACAUGGACAGGAAGUUGUCUCAGACCAGUCUGGGCCAAGACCCAGCCAAGUUUGGCAGCAGGAAUGCCCUAAACCGCAGGGACACAUACCGACGUCGACAGAUGCAGAGGACCAUCACCAGACAGAUGUCUUUUGACCUGACCAAGCUGCUGGUUACCGAGGACUGGUUCAGCGACAUCAGUCCACAGACCAUGCGGAGGCUGCUCAACAUUGUUUCUAUCACAGGUCGUCUGUUGCGGGCCAAUCAGAUCAUCUUUAACUGGGACCGACUGGCGUCGUGGAUCAACCUGACAGAAGAAUGGCCUUACAGAACUUCGUGGAUCAUCCUCUUUUUGGAAGAGACUGACGGAGUGUCUGACCAGGUCACUCUUAAGACCAUCUACGAGAGAAUCUCCAAGAACAUCCCCACUACUAAGGACGUGGAGCCGCUGCUGGAGAUCGACGGAGAUAUCCGCAGCUUCGAGGUCUUCCUCUCCUCCAGGACGCCCGUCCUCACUGCCAGAGAUGUGGAGAUGUUCCUGCCCUGCACCGUCAACCUGGACCCCAAACUUAGGGAGAUCAUUGCAGAUGUGCGUGCCGCCAGGGAGCAGAUGCACUUGGGAGGAGUGACCUAUCCCACGCUGCCCCUGCAGGAAGCAGUGCCCCGUCCCCAGUCAGUUUAUGGCCAGCCCUCUGCCGCCUGCACCCCGACAGGCUCAUUCGUCAGACCCCUGCCUCCUCAGCCCCACAGUGCCUACUUCAGUGGAAUGACUGGCCCUCAGCACCCUUUCUACAACCGGCCUUAUUUCCCCCAUCAUGUGUAUCACCUGCCACGGCAUUACUCCCACCAUGUCCCCUCGUCCUUGCGCCCCUCCAUUAAACCUGGUCAACCUAAGGACAACACCAAUGGACUUGUCCCUCCUGCAGUCCUGCUCAGCUCCAUGAACACAGAUGCAGUGUGCGAGCUUGUCAAACAGAUAGACGGAGUUGACCCCGACAUGCUGCCUCAGUACACCUCCACCAUCAAGAAGGCUAACAUAAACGGCCGAGUGCUGUCUCAGUGCAACCUGGACGAGCUGAAGAAAGAGAUGGAGAUGAACUUUGGCGACUGGCAACUCUUCAGGGGAACGGUGAUGGAACAACGUCAUGCUGAAAGCCAGGCUCUGCUUCAGGAUGAGUCCCGAGCUGCUAGCGAGCAGGGCAGCAGCGUGCACCAUGGGGAGCCCAGCAGACGCUCAGGGGGGGCCCAGCAUGAAGCGGCGGCCUUCAGCCUCAACCUCAGCUUCGAGGAGCUCAGCGGAGCUGGUCUGGAGGAGCCUCCAAGACACAGCAACAACUCACACUGGCCGGUGGCAAAUCACCGCACCUCAAGCAUGUCCAGCCUCAACUCUCAGGAAUCCUCCAAUGACAUUUGCAAGCUGACAGACAAGCAGCAGGCGGAGUACCGUGAUGCAUACAGGGAGUACAUCUCUCAGAUGGCACAGCUGGAGAUGUCCGGCACUGGGGGAGAGAGGCCCGUGCAGCCCCACCCUGGACAGUUCCUUCAGGCUGCCACUUCAGAGGACAAAGGGGCCAAGGAAGGAUCUGAUCAAGACAGCCGCAAGUCCUUCACCAAGAGGGGCUCCAAGGCUAGUGAUGCCACGGACUUCCCCUCAGGAGCAGAUGCCCAGCUCCUAGACCCUAUCAGUGAAGAGGAUGAGAACCACAGUGCAUCCUCGAGGACUCCAGGCACCAAGAAGAAGGGAGCUGGGGCAUUGUACCACAAGCUGCCCAACGAUGAAGACUCGGGCCCAGAAGAAACUGACAACACCACACCUCUCCUCCACAGAGAAGCUGGUGCUGUGUCCUUCCACAGAGGCCCCCAGCCCACUGGGCUGCUGACCAAGCCUGGCUUCCUCACCGAAAUCGCCCUGGAUAAGAAGGACUCGUCCGACUCAGGGAUGCGCUCCAGUGACAGCUCCUCGGACCGCUCCUCGGACCGCUCCCUGGAGGAGGCUGAAGGAGACGCCGACAGAGAGAAAGAAUCCCUGAAGCCCAGCCUGAUCGAACUGGAGCUGGAUGGCUUGGUGAAAAAGAGAGGCCACCUCCCGAACAGCCUGAGCAGCUUGCAGGACGCGACGGUGGCCCGGAUGUCCAUCUGCUCCGAGGCCCCGUCUGAGGCCAGCCUAAUGGCCAGCAGUCCAGACGAGGGGUGGCCGUCUAGUGGGGUCAGCAACCUCAACCGCACCGAGAGCAACACCACCCUCAAUAACAACACAAACGACACCACUACCACCAACAACACCAACACCAACAACAGUCGCCAGCAGCCAGCUAACAUCACAGGCACACAGUCCACCACCACCUCCUCCUCCAGCAUCCACGACUCGCCAGCUGUCAUCAUCACCCCCGGCAGCAGCAGCAGCACUGUUAACACCGCGGCUGCCACCAUCCGCAACCAGAACCUGCGCACCAUCAGCCUGGGAGAUGAGAGGGAAAGCGUCCUCUGAGAGGGGUCACUUGACUGUUGUUCUUGAUGUUGUUGGUGACAUUAUUAAACUCUUGGUGUUGUGAUGUGUUCCAAAUAAUUAGAGUAGAUAGAUAUGUGUUCUGCUGUUAGGAAGUGUUACUGUGAAUCAAGAGUAGUGCAGUCAAAAGCUUUGAUUAGUCGGUUAGCAGAAAUGAAAAAAAAAAAAAAAUCACCAAAGUUAUGUUCAGAAUUACAAUCAGUCAGGUCAAAUUGGGAUCUCAUUAACUUGUUUUUAUUGUUACAAGACCUUGUGCCGUUCCAUGUGUUUGGAGUGUGUUUUCUUCUGUCAACUGAAUGUUGGUGCUGGUACAUGUUGUGGACAUGGUAUGUUACAGGGAAAAAAAAGUUCAAAAAAAUGUAACCUCAUCUGUAAAGGCUCA